This is a messenger RNA of Triticum turgidum subsp. durum (durum wheat), 669 nucleotides long. NCBI's taxonomy places the organism in Eukaryota, Viridiplantae, Streptophyta, Magnoliopsida, Poales, Poaceae. The record is from the annotation of a GenBank genome assembly.
AUGGCGGUGGCGGAGCUCUGGGAGACGCUGAAGCAGGCGAUCUUAGCGUACACGGGGCUGUCCCCGACGGCCUUCUUCACCGCCGUGGCGGUCGCCGCCGCGCUGUACCACGUCGUGUCGGGGAUCUUCGCGCCGCCGCCGCCUCCCCGGCAGCGGCCGCGCGAGGAGCCAGAGGCGGAGCCGCUCCCGCCGCCCGUGCAGCUGGGCGAGGUCGACGAGGAGGAGCUCCGGCAGUACGACGGUUCCGACCCCAAGAAGCCUCUCCUGAUGGCCAUCAAGGGUCAGAUCUAUGACGGCAGAAUGUUCUACGGACCUGGUGGACCUUAUGCCCUAUUCGCUGGCAAAGACGCCAGCAGAGCUCUAGCCAAGAUGUCUUUCGAGCCCCAGGACCUGAACGGGGAUACCUCUGGCCUCGGGCCGUUUGAGCUCGACGCCCUGCAAGACUGGGAAUACAAGUUCAUGAGCAAAUAUGUGAAGGUCGGCACCAUCAAGAAGGCAGCUCCCGCAGAAGACGGCACCACAAGCACAUCCCCAGGAACAAAUGAAACAGUCACCGCCGAGGCAGAGACCGAGAAGGCACCUGCCACAGAGCACAAGCCGAGGGAGGUGAGCUCGGAGGAGGUAAAAGAGAAGGAAGCCACAGCCGAUGCAGUCAGCGCCGAGAGCUAG